UUCGCAUUGAGAAGCCGAUGCGAUCGGUUGAGUCGGUCUCCUUUACAAGUAGUUUCUUUUUUCAAAGUCUGUGUGUGUAUAUCACCGAAUAUCGGCGAAGUGUACUUUGUGUAAAUAAUAAUAAUUGGAUGCAAAUUCCACAAACGUAAAUAAAGAAACUAAAUUGCAAUGCCGGCAAAGACUUCUGUGUGGCUUGCAUUCUUUUGCGCCCUUGCAUUUCUAAUCCACGAUGCCGAUUUGCGGAGUAUUCAACAAAAGGCCUCUCAGUGCGGCUAUCAGAGCUGUCAUCCCACGAAACCGAAUAUGCUGAAUGUGCAUCUUGUGGCACACACUCAUGAUGACGUCGGUUGGCUGAAGACCGUCGACCAAUAUUAUUAUGGCAGUGAGACUAGGAUCCAAAAGGCUGGCGUGCAAUAUAUUAUCGAUUCGGUUGUGGAGGCUCUUCUGAGAGAUCCCGAGAAGCGAUUUAUCUACGUGGAGUCCGCCUUUUUCUUCAAGUGGUGGAAGGAACAGACCACCAAAGUCCAGGAUGCAGUUAAAAUGCUGGUGGAGCAAGGCAGACUUGAAUUUAUUGGCGGUGCUUGGAGCAUGAAUGAUGAGGCCACAACGCACUACCAAAGUGUGAUUGAUCAGUUUUCUUGGGGAUUGAGGCUUUUGAACGACACCUUUGGAGAAUGUGGACGUCCUCGAGUUGGUUGGCAAAUCGAUCCCUUCGGACAUUCCAGGGAAAUGGCUUCCAUGUUUGCCCAAAUGGGUUUCGAUGGCAUGUUCUUCGGUAGAUUGGAUUACCAAGAUAAGGACGAACGUCUCAUGACCAAAAAUGCGGAAAUGAUUUGGCACGGAUCAGCUAAUCUGGGAGAGGAAGCGGAUUUGUUCAGCGGUGCUCUUUAUAACAAUUACCAGGCUCCGGAUGGUUUUUGCUUUGAUAUUCUUUGUAGCGAUGCUCCCAUCAUCGAUGGCAAACACAGUCCCGACAAUAACGUUAAGGAAAAGAUCGAUUCGUUUUUGGAUUUCGCCAAGACCCAAUCCCAAUACUACCGCACCAACAAUAUCAUUAUCACAAUGGGCGGGGAUUUCACAUACCAGGCUGCCCAAGUCUAUUAUAAGAACCUCGACAAGUUGAUACGAUAUGCGAAUGAGCGUCAGGCGAAUGGUUCGAAUAUAAACCUGAUCUACUCGACUCCGUCGUGUUAUCUGAAAUCCCUUCAUGAUGCCGGAAUCACUUGGCCCACCAAGAGCGAUGACUUCUUCCCAUAUGCAUCCGAUCCUCAUGCCUACUGGACGGGAUAUUUCACUUCGCGACCGACUUUGAAGCGAUUUGAACGGGAUGGUAAUCACUUCCUGCAAGUUUGCAAGCAAUUGAGUGCUUUGGCUCCCCAGAAACCCGAGGAAUUCGAUCCUCACUUGACUUUCAUGCGGGAAACUCUGGGAAUUAUGCAGCAUCACGAUGCCAUAACUGGAACGGAGAAGGAGAAGGUUGCCCUGGAUUAUGCCAAGCGAAUGAGUGUUGCAUUCAGAGCCUGUGGUGCCACCACUCGAAAUGUCCUGAAUCAACUCUCUGUGCAAUCAAAGGAUAAUGUGAAGGAUAAAACCGCCAAAUAUGUGUUUGACUUCAAAACAUGUGCCCUGUUGAACAUCACUUCGUGUCCAGUUUCAGAGGAGAACGAAAGAUUUGCUUUAACUCUUUACAAUCCUCUAGCUCAUACAGUUAGUGAAUAUAUUAGGAUACCCGUUCCAGGUGUUAGUUACAAUAUCAUCGAUAAUAAGGGAGUGACAUUGGAAUCCCAAGCUGUGCCAAUUCCUCAACCAGUUAUUGAUAUCAAGCACAGGAACUCUACUGCCAAAUACGAACUUGUUUUCUUGGCCACCAAUAUUCCGCCUUUGGGAUAUCGUACAUAUUAUGUUGAAAAACUGGAGGGCACUGAAGCCAACAAAAAGAUUAAUCCAUUGCCAAAGGCCACAUCCAGUGUGACAGUGAUUGGAAAUAGUCAUAUUAAACUGGGCUUUGACACCAAUGGCUUCCUCUCGGAAGUAAAAGCUGAUGGCCUUACCCGAUUGGUUAGCCAAGAGUUCUUGUUCUACGAGGGUGCUGUGGGAAAUAAUGCAGAGUUCCUCAACCGAUCAUCGGGAGCCUAUAUCUUCCGACCCAACGAAAACAAGAUUCACUUCUCCACCGAUCAAGUGGAAAUCGAGGUCUACAAGGGCGAUUUGGUCCAAGAGGUUCAUCAGAAGUUCAACGACUGGAUUAGCCAGGUGGUGCGAAUCUACAACAAGGAUUCUUUCGCGGAGUUCGAGUGGCUGGUUGGACCCAUUCCAAUUGAAGAUGGCAUCGGCAAGGAAGUUAUCACCCGCUUCAACUCCGAUAUUGAGUCGAAUGGCAUUUUCCACACCGAUUCAAAUGGUCGUGAAAUGAUUGAACGGAAACUCAACCACCGUGAUACCUGGAGUGUAAAAAUCAACGAAGAAGUGGCCGGCAACUACUAUCCCAUUACCACUAAAAUAGAUCUGGAGGACGAAACAGCUCGAUUGGCGAUCCUUACGGACAGAGCUCAGGGAGGUAGCUCCUUGAAGGAUGGAUCCUUGGAACUGAUGGUCCAUCGUCGCCUUUUAAAGGACGAUGCCUUCGGAGUCGGCGAGGCUCUCAAUGAAACUGAAUUUGGAGAGGGACUGAUUGCCAGGGGAAAGCACCAUCUCUUCUUUGGAAAGUCCACAGAUCGUGAAGGAGUUUCCCUCAAGGGAAUCGAGCGAUUGGUUCAGUUGGAAAAGCUUCUGCCCACAUGGAAAUUCUUCAGCAACAUGGAGGAUUAUACAGCCGAAGAAUGGCAAACAUCCUUUACAAAUAUUUUUACUGGCAUUUCAUUGGUUCUUCCCAAACCGGUUCAUCUUCUUACUUUGGAACCCUGGCACGAAAACCAACUUCUUGUUCGAUUCGAGCACAUUUUGGAGAACGGAGAGGAUACUUCGUACUCGCAACCCGUUCAGUUCAAUGUUAAGAAUGUUCUGAGUGCCUUUGACAUCGAAGGAAUCCGUGAAACAACUCUGGAUGGAAAUGCCUGGUUGGAUGAAAGCCGUCGCCUGCAAUUUGCUCCAGAUCCCGAGGCAGCGGCAUUCAACACUUACGGAACCUUUUCCCGAUCUUUGGAAUCCGGAUCUGUUCACCUGUUAAGUGCCGAGAAACCCAUGUUGGAAGUCAAGUACGCAGAGGAAUCUCUGCCAGAAGGACAAUUGGGUGCCCAGAGCAACCGAAUUAAAAGGGAUGUGAACUUAAAUGAAAUUAGGAAUGAGCCAAGGACUUUCAAGGUGACCGAGGGUCCCUACAACUCCUUCAAGGCAGACAGUGACAACCAGGAUUAUAUAAUCGAACUGAGUCCAAUGGAGAUCCGUACUUUCAUUGUCUACUUGACAAAAGCAUAGGAAUCCUAUUUAUGUAUAAAGAAAUGUGCCUAAUAAAAUUUAAUAAUGUUUAAA
This is a messenger RNA of Drosophila ficusphila, 3468 nucleotides long. It is a transcript of the gene LManII, whose product is annotated as lysosomal alpha-mannosidase. Gene Ontology annotation, cellular component: lysosome. Gene Ontology annotation, molecular function: alpha-mannosidase activity; carbohydrate binding. The transcript is spliced from 10 exons. The coding region runs from base 169 to 3414 and encodes 1081 amino acids. The record is from RefSeq and is a predicted model, not a curated record. NCBI's taxonomy places the organism in Eukaryota, Metazoa, Arthropoda, Insecta, Diptera, Drosophilidae. Gene Ontology annotation, biological process: mannose metabolic process.